Molecule: messenger RNA, 1557 nt
Organism: Mus caroli (Ryukyu mouse)
Lineage: Eukaryota; Metazoa; Chordata; Mammalia; Rodentia; Muridae
Source: RefSeq, a predicted model, not a curated record
AUGGCCUCUAGAGACAGUCAAGCCCAGAAACUCCGUGAACUGAACGCUGAAGUCACCAUGGCCCAUGAGCUAGAAAGAAGGCUGCACACAUUCAGCAUGUUUGGGAUGCCCCGCCUGCCACCAGAGGACCGGAGACACUGGGAGAUAGGAGAGGGAGGUGAUGGUGCCCUGACCAUGGAAAAGUCCUGGAAGGAGCUGGUGCUGGAACACAAGGAGAUGAACCGCCAGCUUUGCCACCAGCAGGAAGCACUGUGGGAACUCCUGACCACUGAGUUGAUCUACCUGAGAAAGCUCAAGAUCAUGACUGAUCUCUUGGCAGCUGGUCUGCUGAAUUUGCAGCGGGUGGGGCUGCUGACUGAGGUGUCGGCUGAGACCCUGUUUGGAAAUGUCCCCAACCUGAUUAGAGCCCACCGGAGAUUUUGGGAGGAGGUGCUGCAGCCCAUCCUGGAAGACACUCGCACUUCUGGCCAACCUUUGGAUCCUGUCAGCUUACAAAAUGGCUUCCUGACAACCACUCUGCAGAAGCUGAAGGGUGAGCAGUUCAUUCAACAGAAGAGGGAGCUGCUGGCCCUCUAUCGCAACCAGGGCACGGAGUCCCCCAGCACCAGGCCCUCCACACCUUCGCCUUCNCCGGAGGACUCCCAGAGCAGUGCCGAGGGGAGGACUUUAGAGUUCGCCAUCAUCCCCAGCCUGGUGGUGACUGAGGAUACAGAUGAAGACACGCCCUCCAUGCCGGAUGACGCCUCAGACUCUGGNUACGGCACCUUGAUUCCAAGCUCCCUGAAGGAUUCUCAUUCCCCCCUGAACAGACUUCGGUCCAAGGCUCUUCGUAGGGACCCUCGCCUCACCUUCUCCACCCUGGAACUCAGAGACGUUCCCUUGCGCCCCCAGCCUCCCGACCCCCAAGCUCCCCAGCGGCGAAGCGCCCCGGAGUUGCCAGAAGGGAUCCUAAGAGGAGGCAGUCUACCCAGGAGAGCCCCACCAAUCUGGUCGGAGGAGGAAGACGAGACUUUGACACCAGGGAAUGUGGUGGUAGAAACCCUACACAGGGCGCAACGUCGGAGUCCGCUCCCCCACUCUCCCACCCAUACUGACUCUGCUGGGGAAAGCCCCUGGGAGUCCUCAGAUGAAGAUGAGGNACUUCUAUCCCCUGGACUCAGCCCCCGUUCCCUACGGGAGGACAUGCUCAGGGAGAUCNGGGAGGAGCUGGCCAACCAAAGGAUCGAUGGAGCCUCGGAANCGGAACCAGGGAAUGGCAAGCCCCGGNGGCUGACUCUAGCCCAGCUGCAGAGAAUGAGGGUCCCCCACAUCAUACAGCUGGACACGCCCCUGUCUACAUCAGAAGUAUAAGGAAUGCUGAGGCCCUUUGAUACACCUCUUAGAGAAAUUGUCUCCCUAAGAGUGNUGGCCACCACCUCCCCCGGACUCUACCUCAAGGAUCCAUCUCAAACCAAGCCUGACCCAGGCAUCACCUCUGAGGACCCUGGAGGUCAAGAACUGAACAUUUUGUCUCACAGACGAACCCCUGAGCCCCACAUAAAAGUGCCCAGAAACAUG